AUGUCUAUGCAGACGAGUUUGUGCAAGGAAAAGAACAUCCCAUUGAGCCAGAUCAUACGGCCCAUUCAGCCGGUCCUAGACCAUGCAAAGAUCGAUGCGAUGAUAUCUACUUUCAAGGGAACACCGAAGGCGUCUCGAACAAUGACCGAGUCACAAGCUGCAGAACGUGUUGCCACAUUACCCGCCGAUCAGCGUCUACCUCCAGUGGACGUCGCUGCCGUCCGUUACCCGGAAACAGGAGAAACAAGGUACUUUGCAUUCGGCGGCUGCCAUCGUCUCCAGGCGUACGACAAAUUAGCCUCGGAAUCCCAGGAAAACGAUAUCGCGGUCCGUUGUCGGUUGAUGCCCAUGACACCAAAACAAUUGAAACUAUACGUUGGAGGAUCUGGAGACGCAUAG
Molecule: messenger RNA, 399 nt
Organism: Kluyveromyces lactis
Lineage: Eukaryota; Fungi; Ascomycota; Saccharomycetes; Saccharomycetales; Saccharomycetaceae
Gene: SRX1
Product: sulfiredoxin
Exons: 1
Coding region: 1-399 (132 amino acids)
Biological process (GO): cellular response to oxidative stress
Cellular component (GO): cytoplasm
Molecular function (GO): sulfiredoxin activity
Source: RefSeq, a predicted model, not a curated record